Messenger RNA from Rhipicephalus sanguineus (brown dog tick), 637 nucleotides. Its product is annotated as peptidyl-prolyl cis-trans isomerase. The transcript has a single exon. Lineage: Eukaryota; Metazoa; Arthropoda; Arachnida; Ixodida; Ixodidae. Gene Ontology annotation, biological process: protein peptidyl-prolyl isomerization. Bases 92 to 592 code for a protein of 166 amino acids. The record is from RefSeq and is a predicted model, not a curated record. Gene Ontology annotation, molecular function: peptidyl-prolyl cis-trans isomerase activity.
UCAACUUCGAACGCAACUGAGUCAGCGAUAGGCCUUGCAGGAGGAUUCCAUUCUGUUGUUUAGCCUUGUUAAAUCUCGCCGUUUUAUUGACAUGACGAACCCACGCGUCUUUCUCGAGCUGACAGCAGCAGAUAAUGUGAAGUUGGGAAAGUUGACUAUCGAGUUACGAAAGGACAUCGUACCUCGGACCGCUGAAAAUUUCAGGCAGCUCUGCACAGGACAACCCGGGUUCGGCUACAAGAACUGCACCUUCUACCGGGUGGCUUCGAACUUUGCCGCGGUGUCAGGGGACGUGGAGCAGAACAAUGGGAAGGGUGGCAAGUCCAUUUAUGGCAAGGCGUUCGAAGAUGAGAACUUCAACCUCUCACAUAACGAGCGCGGUGUGGUUUCAAUGGAAAGCAGCGGGAAGGCGAACAACGUCAACUCGCGCUUUUAUAUCCUUUUUGCAAAAGCCACGUAUCUGGACAAGAAAGACGUUGUCGUGGGGAAAGUAAUAGAUGGACUUGGUACGCUACAGAAGCUGGAAGAGUGCGGUAGCCCUGACGGGAAGCCCACGAAGACCGUGACCAUCAGCGACUGCGGUGUCGCAUGAGGUCUAUCUACCACGAAAGAUAGAUUAAAAAGGCUUGAUUCUUGA